GGUGGCCUUCACUGGUGAGUUUCUUCCCCGUUUCCUGAGGGACCGAAAGACUUUUCGCGGCGAGUCGGUAGGUCUAGUAAGCAAUAAAUUGAUUUGUGUUCUGUGCACGAAGGGAAAGUACGUGCGAAGAUUCUAGACAGUAUGAUGAUGGCAAACCUACCCCCCGUUAUGCUGCCACCCCUAACCGACUAUGGAAUGCUGACUCCUACCCUCGGACUAAAGAGGGGUAGCGACGAGCUUCUGUCGCAGAGCGGAGCAGUUAGCAAUGGUGCUGCAAUGAGUCCUCAACCACAUCACGCGGCCGACAACAACAAUGACGCCAAGAAGGUUAAACUCGACAAGAGCCACAAUAGCAAACCUUCGAGAGUCAUUCAUAUCAGGAACAUCCCCAACGAGGUGUCGGAGGGUGAGAUCGUCCAUCUUGGUGCACCCUUCGGUCGCGUUACUAACGUCCUCGUUCUCAAAGGCAAGAAUCAGGCGUUUUUGGAAAUGGCGGAUGAGAAUGCUGCAGCAGCGAUGGUGGGUUGCUACGGCAACUGCAUCGCUCAGCUCCGUGGCAGAGUAGUCUACGUCCAGUUCAGCAAUCAUCGAGAGCUCAGAACCGAUCAGACACACCCCAACAAUGCGAACUCUAACAACCAAGUUGCAAUUCCUGGACAGAACCAAGUAGCCCAGACACAAGCUGAGACUCAGGGGGGACCCAACACAGUCCUCAGAGUCAUCGUUGAGCAGAUGAUGUACCCCAUUUCUCUGGACGUGCUCUAUCAGAUAUUCACGCGGUUCGGCAAGGUCCUGAAAAUCGUCACCUUCACCAAGAACAGUACUUUCCAAGCGCUAAUACAAUACGCGGACAUGGUGUCUGCGCAAACUGCUAAACUCUCGCUGGAGGGUCAGAACAUCUACAACUCGUGCUGCACGUUGCGCAUCGAUUACAGCAAGAUGCAGAAUUUGAAUGUGAAAUAUAAUAACGACAAAUCCAGGGACUACACCAAUCCCACGCUGCCAACAGGCGACGCGAAUUUGGACGCAGCGUCGUUGGCGCUUGGCGGCGAACUUCUUCCUCAGUUGCUGAUGGGUGCUGGAUCUCAGCCACGCGCUAGAAUACCCGUAGAGUCCAUUGCAGGGGCACCGGGUGUGCUGCCCACGCCCUUCGCGGCCAUGCACGGUCUGCCCUCGCCCUUGGCGGGCCCCUAUAACGGGGUCCCGCCAGCCGGGGGCCUAGCCGGACUCGGGGGUUUCCAUCUCAGCGCGACAGGCCUCGGCGUACGCGUGCCCACCAACGCACAAACUUCCGCGGUGUUGCUCGUCAGCAACUUAAACGAGGAGGUUGUGCAUGUAGGCGUUUACGGGGAUGUACAGCGUGUGAAGAUUCUCUACAACAAGAAGGACUCGGCACUGAUUCAGAUGGCCGAACCACAUCAGGCACAUUUAGCACUAACACACAUGGACAAGCUGAGAGUGUUUGGAAAACAGAUUAAAGUGAUGCUCAGCAAGCAUCAGACGGUUCAGUUGCCGAAGGAGGGUCAGCCGGAUGCCGGUUUGACGAAGGACUACACUAACAGUCCUCUGCAUAGAUUCAAAAAACCGGGCUCGAAGAAUUACCAGAACAUCUAUCCACCGAGCGCGACUUUGCAUUUAUCGAAUAUUCCUAACACUGUAACCGAAGAGGAGAUCAGAGAUGCUUUCACUAAGAAUGGCUUCACCGUGAAGGCUUUCAAGUUCUUCCCGAAAGACAGGAAAAUGGCGCUCAUACAGAUGCCCAGCAUGGAUGAUGCUGUCACUGCUCUGAUCAAAAUGCACAACUACCAGCUGAGCGAGUCCAACCACCUGAGAGUAUCAUUUUCCAAGAGCAACAUCUACCAAGAAUCACAAAUAAAUUACCAAACCUAAACUCAGCUCAUUCUACCUAAUCUAAAGGACUUCAUAAAUCAGACCUCCUAAUCUUAAAUUCCCUCUAGAACAGUACUAACCUAACCUCAAACAGAAUACACCCGAAACAGGAGAUGCAACUAUCCGAAUAUUUCCAGAAAAUGCACAACUACCAGCUGAGCGAGUCCAACCACUUGAGAGUAUCAUUUUCCAAGAGCAACAUCUACCAAGAGUCAGAAUAAAAUUACCGAACCUAGACUCAGCUCAUUCUAUCUAGCCUAAAAGACUUCAUGAAUCAGAUCUCCUAACCUCGCAGUUCCUUUAGAACAGCCCUGACCUAACCUCAACCAGAAGCUGCA
Nomia melanderi (Alkali bee) is the source of this 2228-nucleotide messenger RNA. NCBI's taxonomy places the organism in Eukaryota, Metazoa, Arthropoda, Insecta, Hymenoptera, Halictidae. The record is from RefSeq and is a predicted model, not a curated record.